AUAAAUACGAGCCUCUGCUAUCUCUCUUCUAAAACCCCGUCUCAGAAUUCAUUCACUGAGAACAAACAUCAAACACCAUGAGCUCCUUCAACAACUCCACCAUUGACAACCUCCUCCUUCAGGGCUUCAUGGACAGGCUCAACCUCCGAUCCUCAUCAAUGGACAACAACCCUCUGGUCUCCCAAUCCCUGGAGGAUUUCCUCCUCGACGACGACUUCGACGACGACAACGACGACGACGAGAUCGACUACGAGGCCCGGUACGGUGCCAAAGCGGAGCUCAUCAGAGAAGAAUCCAAGCUCGAGAAGGAAGUCAUCAAGACGAUUCUCAGCGGUAGGGGUGAUACCCUGAAGCCGAAUUCCGGUCAGGCUGUCUCCGUUCGCAAUACCAACAUCUGUGUUGGGAAUCAGAAUGAUGAUAACAAUGAGUAUCGGGUGUGGGAGUGGCAUGGGCAUAUUAUGGUGUAUGAUGAAGAACAUGGGUAUUCGCCGGAGUAUAUUUAUGGGAAUUAUUUUCAGAGAUUGGUGCCCAGAAGGGUUGCUCCUGCGGCGGCGGCGGUUGCUGAUGAAGAUGAUGAUGAUGAUGAAGAAGCUCCUAAGAAGGAGGAGAAUGGGAACCUGGGUUUGAAGGAUUUGAUUGAUAAUGAUAGUAAUAACAAGGAAUCUUCUUCUGCUGGUGGUCGGAUUCUUCAUCGCCACAUCAACGCUGGUUCCUCCGGGUUCUAGACAAGGAUAUUUUCACAAGGAUAUCUUCAUCAAAAUCUCAGGUUUUAAGUGUUGCUAAGCAGAAGUUAUAGUCAGCGUCUCAUUCCCUUUGUUAAGCAAAGAUUGAUUUUCUCUCUUUUUCACAACACCAAUGUCAGAGUCAAGCCUCCAUCUAGGUGUCUAUUUAGGCUUUUGAAUACAUACUGUAAAGGAUGUGAGACAUAUAUUUCUCUGAGAAUACAUUAUCUUUGUUAAACUAUUAAUAAUUCUUUUUCUGCUA
Molecule: messenger RNA, 984 nt
Organism: Lotus japonicus
Lineage: Eukaryota; Viridiplantae; Streptophyta; Magnoliopsida; Fabales; Fabaceae
Exons: 2
Coding region: 78-725 (215 amino acids)
Source: RefSeq, a predicted model, not a curated record